CUUUUCGCGGGCUUUGUAGGGUCACGUGUUUUUUUCCGCGCCUAAUCGUCCAGUUUCCAGUUAAGAGACUUUGGUAGCGGCAGCAUGGCGGAUUCAUCAGAGUCAUUUAGCAUUGCAACAAGCCCCAGGACUGGGUCAAGGCGGGGCGAUGCCUUGACUUCUAGCCCUGGCCGGGAUCUCCCCCCAUUUGAAGAUGAAUCAGAAGGCAUCUUGGGGGAUGAGGGACUCCCAGUGGAUGAAGAAGAGGACGGAGAAGAACUGAUUGGGGAUGGAAUGGAAAGGGAUUAUCGGGCUAUUCCAGAACUUGAUAUAUAUGAGGCCGAGGGUUUGGAUGAUGAUGAAGAUGCUGAAGACCUGACUGCAAGUCAGAGGGAUGCAGCUGAGCAGGCCAUGAGAAUGAGAGACAGAGAGAUGGGACAUGAACUGGGUCGCAUGCGUAGAGGGCUCCUCUAUGACAGUGAUGAUGAAGAGGAGGAUCGUCCUGCCAGAAAGCGUAGGAUGGCGGAGAGAGCUGCAGAAGGGGCUCCUGAAGAAGAUGAGGAGAUGAUAGAAAGUAUUGAGAACCUAGAGGAUAUGAAGGGCCACACAGUGAGAGAGUGGGUUUCUAUGGCGGCAACUCGUCUUGAGAUUUUCCAUCGUUUCAAGAAUUUCUUGAGAACUCAUGUGGAUGAGCAUGGACACAAUGUUUUCAAGGAGAAAAUAAGUGACAUGUGUAAAGAGAAUAAGGAAAGCCUGGUGGUAAAUUAUGAGGAUUUGGCAGCCCGUGAGCACGUCUUGGCCUAUUUUCUGCCAGAGGCCCCAGCAGAAAUGCUUAAGAUCUUUGAUGAGGCUGCCAAAGAAGUUGUUCUUGUGAUGUACCCAAAGUACGACCGCAUUGCCCGUGAAAUUCAUGUACGGAUAUCUCACCUUCCACUGGUGGAAGAAUUGAGGUCGUUGAGACAGCUUCACUUAAACCAGUUGAUCCGCACCAGUGGAGUGGUCACAUGCUGCACAGGGGUUCUGCCUCAGCUCAGUAUGGUAAAAUAUAACUGCAACAAGUGCAACUUUAUCUUGGGGCCCUUCUUCCAGUCCCAGAAUCAGGAAGUGAAACCAGGUUCCUGUCCUGAGUGCCAGUCGCUUGGUCCUUUUGAAAUCAAUAUGGAAGAGACUGUAUAUCAGAAUUAUCAGCGGAUCACUAUCCAAGAGAGCCCAGGGAAGGUGGCCGCAGGCAGACUUCCUCGAUCCAAAGAUGCAAUUCUCCUUGCAGAUCUAGUGGACAGCUGCAAACCUGGGGACGAAAUUGAGCUGACUGGCAUUUAUCACAACAACUAUGAUGGAUCUCUUAACACAGCCAGUGGGUUUCCAGUGUUUGCAACAGUGAUUCUAGCAAAUCACAUAACCAAGAAGGAUGACAAGGUGGCUGUGGGAGAGCUGACGGACGAGGAUGUCAAAGCCAUAGUCUCAUUAUCUAAAGAUGAGAGAAUUGGAGAACGGAUUUUUGCCAGUAUUUCUCCAUCUAUUUAUGGACACGAAGAUAUUAAGAGGGGUUUAGCACUUGCUCUGUUUGGAGGAGAAGCUAAGAACCCAGGGGGUAAACAUAAGGUUCGUGGUGAUCUAAACGUUCUGCUAUGUGGUGACCCUGGAACAGCAAAAUCACAGUUCCUGAAAUAUAUUGAAAAAGUGGCCAGCAGAGCUGUGUUCACCACUGGUCAGGGAGCCUCUGCUGUAGGUUUGACAGCCUAUGUCCAGCGCCAUCCAGUCACUAAAGAAUGGACACUAGAGGCUGGAGCUCUUGUGUUGGCAGACAGAGGAGUGUGUCUAAUAGACGAGUUUGACAAGAUGAAUGACCAGGACAGGACCAGUAUCCAUGAAGCGAUGGAACAGCAGAGUAUUUCCAUCUCCAAGGCUGGCAUUGUUACCUCCCUGCAGGCUCGGUGUACGGUUAUAGCGGCUUCAAAUCCUAUUGGGGGGCGUUAUGAUCCAUCUUUAACCUUUUCUGAGAAUGUGGAUCUCACUGAACCCAUUGUGUCUAGAUUUGAUAUUCUGUGUGUGGUUAGAGAUACUGUGGAUCCAGUUCAAGAUGAGAUGCUGGCAAGAUUUGUUGUUGGGAGUCACAUUAAACAUCACCCCAGUAACAAGGAUAUAGUUAAUGGAGAUGCAGAGGAGUUUGUAUUGCCCAACACUUUCGGGGUAGAACCGCUUCCCCAAGAGGUACUUAAAAAAUACAUCCUAUAUGCUAAGGAAAAGGUGCGGCCUAAGCUGAACCAAAUGGACCAGGAUAAAGUGGCCAAGAUGUACAGCGACCUCCGUAAGGAGUCAAUGGCUACAGGCAGCAUACCUAUCACUGUGCGACACAUCGAGUCAAUGAUCCGCAUGGCAGAGGCUCAUGCACGGAUGCAUCUGCGGGAUUAUGUGGUGGAGGAUGAUGUGAACAUGGCCAUCAGAGUAAUGCUUGAAAGCUUCAUAGACACUCAAAAAUUCAGUGUCAUGAGGAGCAUGCGGAAGACCUUUGCUCGUUACCUGGCAUUCAGAAGAGACAACAAUGAGCUGCUGCUCUUUGUCCUGAAGCAGCUUGUGGCAGAACAAGUUACGUACCAGAGGAAUCGUUAUGGGGCACAGCAGGACUUCAUAGAGGUUCCAGAGAAGGACCUUGUAGAUAAGGCUCGCCAGAUAAACAUUCACAACCUUUCAUCAUUUUAUGACAGUGAGUUGUUCAAGAUGAACAGAUUUACACACGAUGUAAAGAAAAAGCUGAUCAUUCAGCAAUUUUAAGCUUGAAUCUUUUUCUGGAAAGCAGAGUUAAGGAUGAGGAUUUCAGCUCUUCCCUGCUUUUAUAGACUGGAUCUAUUUCCUGGCAUGCUGACUGGGCUGUGCUGUGGCAGUGAGCGUACAGUUGUUUACUGAUGUUUUGGGAGUCCCUCUACAUCUCUGUUGGAAUAUAAGACAUCUAAGCAUGCUCUGCAGUGUACAAUAAUCCUUUAUUAGAAGAAAGAAGAAAAUGCAACAUCCUAAAAAAAAAUUAAAAAAAAAAAAAAAACACCCUGCAAACUGCUUUUACCACUCUUUGUAGCUCUUGGAGUUUGUGGACAUAUGGAACUUACAAAAGACUGUUACUACAGUACAACUUUUGGCUUUAUUAGUAAAAGACCAUUCUUUGUGAUAUAAAGAUUUUCAGUUAUCUAUCAUGUAGCAUUUAUUGCUCUGGCACCUACUUUUGUAUAUUAAAGCAAAAUAUGAUUAAA
Molecule: messenger RNA, 3221 nt
Organism: Bombina bombina (fire-bellied toad)
Lineage: Eukaryota; Metazoa; Chordata; Amphibia; Anura; Bombinatoridae
Gene: MCM2
Product: minichromosome maintenance complex component 2
Exons: 16
Coding region: 85-2751 (888 amino acids)
Biological process (GO): double-strand break repair via break-induced replication; mitotic DNA replication initiation; DNA replication
Cellular component (GO): nucleus; MCM complex
Molecular function (GO): ATP binding; 3'-5' DNA helicase activity; single-stranded DNA binding
Source: RefSeq, a predicted model, not a curated record